Messenger RNA from Lactuca virosa, 225 nucleotides. The record is from the annotation of a GenBank genome assembly. NCBI's taxonomy places the organism in Eukaryota, Viridiplantae, Streptophyta, Magnoliopsida, Asterales, Asteraceae.
AUGGGAGAAGAAAUGUUUGUAGAGAGAGAAAGUUUUUCAGUCAUUAGUCGCCGCCAUUUUUGUUACGGCGGAGAAGUUUUGGUUUUUGAUUCGUCGGAGUUUGUCGAAGGAUCGGUUAAUGUGAAUCAUUCGAUCUGUGUUUUGAUUUUUUCAUCAGGCUGUGAAUUGAGUAGCUUGUGUUUUCAAAGCUUUACAGACAUCGCUAUCUUCAAAGGCAAACAAUGA